Penicillium brevicompactum is the source of this 1062-nucleotide messenger RNA. RefSeq lists its product as uncharacterized. The transcript is spliced from 2 exons. The record is from RefSeq and is a predicted model, not a curated record. Bases 1 to 1062 code for a protein of 353 amino acids. NCBI's taxonomy places the organism in Eukaryota, Fungi, Ascomycota, Eurotiomycetes, Eurotiales, Aspergillaceae.
AUGGAUGACUCUGAUAGAUCCAGAUGCCCGUAUGUGGUAGGAAACACACUGGAACUCCGGCUCAAGACACCGAAAUGGGGACCAAGGAUGGAAGUCAGAAUCAUGCGGACCUUUCACCCAUUCACAUGGUCAUCGACGAUGGUUGUCCAACCGACCCGCCCUACUGCCGAACUGAAAGGCGAUAUGGUGCUGAAAGUCUUCGACCGACGUUAUGCAGCAGGUCACAGAGAGAAUGAGAGGAUGAUUUCAUGCACCCCAGACUUCACGCCAAGUUGUCAUUUGUCUGUUAUGGAUGGUGAGGCGGGCGAGCCUAUCACCGAGCUCAGUCUCAGGGAGCACUUACUCGGUCCAGGUAAAGAGACUUCGAGUUCUUCUUCUGAAGAACUAAAUUUUGAUGAAUCCAUGGACAAUCUCUACAAGACGGAAGUCGAGGCAUACAACACUCUGGCUGAUUUGCAGGGGCAUUGCAUACCCCGCCUCCUUUCGUGUGUGACAGUUCCUGUUUCUGCACCUGCUCUGACGCAUGACCCGGUACCUCGUGAAUACGCUGAUGUUCCCGGUAUGCUGUUACAGUAUAUCAAGGGGUUCCGUCUGGACAACCUACCUCUUUCCGCCCCAAAAAUCACCUGGCAAACCAUCUGCGAGGAUGCGAUUCGAACCAUUCAUCGCAUCGGCGAUCGAGGCGUGCUGAACCAAGAUGUCAAACCGAGAAACUUUAUGGUGCAAACCGACUUCAACGGCCAAUACCACGUUUUCAUGAUUGAUUUCGGGUGCUGCGAGUUCAUCAGGGAAGUCCGGACCAGAGCUGAAUGGCAGAGAAAGAAGGCAAGCUACGAUGAAGAAGGCGCCAUUGGAUUUGUCAUGGAACAACAGCUGCCGGGUGGAUUUGUGUACCGCCGAUCCGAUCGAUACACGAAGCUGCGUGGCAAAUACAUGAUGGAGGGACUGACCUCAGCAUGGUCUUUGGUUCCACAAGUCGAGAGUCAUUCGAUGCGAGCAAAAAGGAAGGUGUGGAAGAACAGCAAGAUGAGUCUGGGUACCAGACUGAGUGACUCAUCUUAA